AUGGGAAUAAUAGAAGUUGUGAUUCUACUGAUAUGGCUAAAGGUUCCGGUGGCUGUCCUAAAUCAGCCACCCAAGGGCCAUGAGUAUACUCGCUUGGAACUACCAAGGGCUGGGGGCGACUUCAAUGAUCUUCUAUCUCAACAGGAGAAACAAGGAGGUAACCUACACACUAUCAGAAGAGUGCUUAAUUUUCAACAAUUUGUCUCUGACUAUGAGCUAAUGGGUAUUGAAGCUAAAGGUGCAAGAUUCACUUGGUGUAAUCAAAGAAUUGGCGGUAACCAUGUUAAAGAAAGAUUAGAUCGUGCUCUCUGUAAUGAUAUUAGGACUCCAAAAGCCUUCGAAUUUGAGGCUGUCUGGGCUUCUCAUCCAGAGUUCGUGGAUAUAAUAAAAGAUUGUUGGCAGAUAGAAGAUGUUGAGGGAUCUAAUGGGGUGGUAUCUUUUAUUAACUGUCUUAACAGUUGCAGAGUUAAACUUAUUAAAUGGAGCAAAGAGAAGUUUCCAAACAAUAGGAAACUUAUUGCCAAUUUGAUAGCAAAAAUUGAAGAUCUAAAGGCUGAAGUUUAUACAGCUGAAUCAAAGUGUAAUAUUGAGCGUUUGACCUCUGAAACUACUGUGGUUCGAAGGCAACAGAAUUUAAUUGUUAAGCUGAAAGACAAUCUGGAUAACUGGAUUGAGAAAGAAGAUGAAAUAGAGAGUUUAAUUGCAGAUUUCUACUCUUCUCUCUUUACCAGCAGCCCCCAAGGCCACUUUGAUACAGUCAUCUAUUACAUUCAACCAAGAAUCUCAGAUUUCCAGAAUCAAUUGCUAACUCAGCCUAUCUCAAAAAUAGAGGUGAAAGAGGCUACUUUCCAGCUUGGAGCUUUUAAGGCACCGGGCCCUGAUGGAUUCAAUGGUCACUUUUACCAUGUUUUCUGGAAUGAGGUUAGAGUUUCUCUUCUCAAAAUGGCUAGAAGUUUCUUUAAAAAUGGUGAUUUUGUGGGUCCUUUAAAUGAAACAAACUUGAUCUUAAUACCCAAAGUUGAUGUUCCUAAAAUGGUCUCUCAAUUUAGACCAAUUAGCUUAUGUAAUUUUGCUUAUAAAAUCAUUGCUAAAGUUCUGGCUAAUAGACUGAGAGUGGUUUUGGAUAGUUGUAUUUCUGAGCACCAAAGGGCUUUUGUCCCUAAUAGACUUAUCCAAGAUAAUAGUAUAAUUGUCCAUGAAGCAUUCUAUUAUCUGAAAAAUAAGAAUUUCGGAGAUAAAUUUGAAUUGGCUUUGAAGAUGGACAUGAAUAAAGCCUAUGAUAGGUUGGAAUGGAAUUUUAUUGAAGAGGUUAUGCUAAAGAGGAAUUUCUACUCUAAAUGGGUUAACUGGAUCAUGAAUUGUGUUCGUAGUGUAAAGUUUAAUAUCCAAAUGUCAGGGAGAAAGAUUGCUUCUGUUAUUCCUCAGAGGGGUCUUAGACAGGGAGAUCCUCUCUCUCCUUAUCUGUUCAUUUUGGCUUCUAAAGCUCUUUUCUCUAUGAUAUCCUUCCAUUCUAGCCAUGGCAACUUAUCUGGAAUCAACAUUACUAAAGGUGGCCCGAUGAUCACUCAUAGUUUGUUUGCUGAUGAUACUAUCAUCUUUCUAAAGGCUAACUUAGAUAAUUGUAGCCUAUUUAUGAAAUUGUUGCAGGAUUAUUGUAAUGUUUCGGGACAGAGGGUGAAUUAUGAUAAAUCUAGCCUUUUCUUCUCAAAGAACACUCCGAAUGAAGUGAGGACUAAUAUUGUGGAAUGUUUGAAUAUUGCUGAGGUGGACAACCCAGGUAAAUACCUAGGUUUACCUAUCCUUUGGGGUAAAUCUAAAAAUGCUGCUUUAGCCUAUGUCUGUGAGAGGAUGGGUAGGAAAGUGCAAGGAUGGAGGAAGAAAUGCUUAUCUUUUGCUGGCCAUGGUAAUAAAAUCCACUGGACAUCCUGGAAAGCUUUAACCAAAUCUAAAAAGGAAGGAGGAUUGGGCUUUAAAGACUUUAUGGGUUUCAAUAAUGCUUUACUUGCCAAAACUGCAUGGCGUAUUUUGCAUAAUCCUGACAGUCUCUGGGUUGGUACUAGGCAUUAUAUUGAUGUUUGGAAAGACCCUUGGAUUCCUGGUAUGAAAAAAUUUAAAAUGCCACUGGAUAAUGCUCCUUCUAUCAAUGAAGAUAUGGUGGUUGCUCAGCUGAUUCAAGAUAGACAAUGGAAUCUUCAUGCUAUCUCCAAUCUAGUGGAAGAAUCUGUUCUUAAAUGUAUUCGUGAGAUUCCCCUAUCUAGUACCCCUCGAGAUGAUUCUUUAUUAUGGGCCCCUGCUAAGAAUGGAAUUUACAAUGUCAGGGCUGGUUACAAAUUGAGCCAUGCUGCUACUAAUGGCAGAAUUAUGGCUACUCGAGCUUCUGUCUCCAGGAAAGUAGAGCCAAGUAUAUGGUCAGCUGUAUGGAAACUGAAAGUCAUUCCAAAAAUCAGAAGCUUUAUCUGGAGAAUCCUUAAUAAUGCUUUGGCCUCUAAGGAUGCUUUAUUCAAACGGAAAUGUGCCACAAACCCAGUCUGUCCAGUUUGUGGAGAUGAUACUGAGACUUUAGAACACUUUUUUCUGCUUUGUGAAUGGGUUAAAGUUGCUUGGCUUGGUAGUGUUAUGGGCCUCAAUAUUUCCCCUCUGAACAUCCAGAAUAUCUCUUUCUGGCUUGAGCAGUUUCUAUUGAUGAUCGAUACUGAGUUAGACUAUGGUAAAGCAUAUAUAAGCACUAUGCUGUGGUCUAUUUGGAAAUUACGUUGUAAAUGGAUUUUUGAACAGGUUCUCCCAAAACCAGAAGAAACCAUCGAGAUGACUAAUCGAACUAUGCAAGAAUACUGGAAUGCAAACUCCCUGCUCCCUAAAGUACCUAGCUAUGUGAUGCCCAAAGCUUCCUUUAAGUGGAGGAAACCACAAGCUAACUCAUUCAAGAUAAAUUGUGAUGAUGCUUUUAAUAAUUCUAAUGGAAGAGCUGGUAUAGGAGUUGUUUGUAGAAAUUCUGAGGGGUUAUUCAUUAAAGGCUGGGCUGAGAAAGUAAGUGCUCAAUCGGCAUUCCAAGUAGAACUCUUAGCUGCUCUAAAGGUUGUCUCUCUAGCAACUCAAUGGCAACACUUCCCGGUGAUUAUUGAAAUGGAUUGUAAGGAUCUUUUCUCUGCUAUUACUCAAAAAUAUUUGCUUCUUUGUCCGUGGCUACUCCAAGGCUUGCUUGCUAAGUUGUUUGCAAUGGUGAAUGAUCGAAGUUCUAUUUGCUUCUCUCUCAUUCCUCGUGAGGGAAAUGCUGCUGCCGAUUUCCUGGCUGCUAUAGCUUCAAAGGAGUUGGGACCUAACAGUCUAAUCUUGGUAUCUCCACCUCCUCUAGCUGAUAUCAUUUUUCAUGAAGCCACUGUUGCUAAUGAAUUCAGUUUUGACCAGCACGUUGAAGAGAAUGACAGGGAAGGGACCAGUUGA
Messenger RNA from Neltuma alba, 3441 nucleotides. RefSeq lists its product as uncharacterized. The record is from RefSeq and is a predicted model, not a curated record. The transcript is spliced from 6 exons. The coding region runs from base 1 to 3441 and encodes 1146 amino acids. Gene Ontology annotation, molecular function: RNA-DNA hybrid ribonuclease activity; nucleic acid binding. NCBI's taxonomy places the organism in Eukaryota, Viridiplantae, Streptophyta, Magnoliopsida, Fabales, Fabaceae.